CUGAUGUCAUAAGGCAGAAAGGGAGGCUGGGAUAACGGUGGGCACACGGGUGGAAAGCAAAACAAUAACGCUACCGCUUUACCGUUCACACAGGGAAUAAUAACGGCUGUUUAGGGGUUAAUUACGCUGCCUUAAAUACAUUCUCCUCAGUGUGGUCCGUAGAGGAAGAGGAGGAGGAAGAGGAAGUUAACGGACAGAAGGACCAGAUGCUAUUCCAGCGGAGAACGGGCUCGAAUAAGCAAGACACGGUGAUGGGUUAUCCUGACGGCUAACCUUCGCUUGAAACACGGAUACUGCGAAGAGAGGGGGACCUGUUUGCUUCUUCUCAACCUCGCUGUGUGUGUGUGUGUUUGACAUUGUGUCUGAAAUGCUAGCACAGUUGCGGUGUUGGCCGUCGAGCAGCUUCUGGGCCGCAGCUCGGCACACCGAGCCCGAAUCUGGGAACUAGCUAGCUAGCUCUGUGCUAGCCGCAGCUGUACCCGAUGCUGCUGUUGCUGCUGCUGCUAAACGGAUCCACACAAGAGGUUCGGGGCCCCGGCGCUGAGUGAGCUAUUGUUUUAUCUUACUGGACUACAUCGGGCAUUUGAGAUGUGAUGCUUUUGUGCGUCGUUUUUGAGCCGUUUGUAGCUGGAGGCUCUUGCUUGCUUGAGGAGCUAACGUUGCUGCAAAAUGCAGAGCAGAACCACAGGCUCCUGUUGAAGGGGGCGAGGUUAGACUGAUAACAGCCCACCCUGUGUCUCUCUACACUCGGGGUCACAUUUGGACAACGACCACAUUUUUUCCACGUCAUUCACUGCUUCCUCAUCUGGAGAUAUGGAUAAACUCACGAUCAUUUCAGGGUGCCUCUUUUUGGCAGCAGAUAUCUUUGCAAUAGCCAGCAUUGCAAACCCAGACUGGAUCAACACUGGUGAAUCAGCAGGUGCCCUCACAGUCGGUCUGGUCCGGCAGUGUCAGACCAUCCACGGGCGAGACCGGACCUGUAUCCCCCCCCGGCUGCCCCCGGAGUGGGUCACCACACUGUUCUUCAUCAUCAUGGGCAUCAUCUCCCUCACAGUCACCUGUGGACUGCUCGUGGCAUCACACUGGCGCCGAGAAGCCACCAAAUACGCUCGAUGGAUCGCCUUUACUGGCAUGAUCCUGUUCUGCAUGGCGGCGCUCAUCUUCCCCAUAGGCUUCUAUAUCAACGAGGUGGGGGGGCAGCCGUACAAGCUUCCCAACAACACGGUGGUGGGCUCCUCGUACGUGCUCUUUGUCCUCUCCAUCUUCUUCACCAUAGUGGGACUUCUGUUUGCCGGCAAAGUCUGCCUCCCAGGCUGAGGACUGCACGGCGCCCGCCUCUGGACUGACACACGAGGCUCUGAAAAUGUUACGGGAUUUACAAAAACACAAUGACUGAAAAUUAAGAACAACAAACUCUGGCUAAAAGCCUGACACAGGGAAGUCUUUGAUUUUGUGUCAAGGGACCGCAGCACCACGGAGUAUCUAACGAACAAAAAGACUAAAAGAGGCGACAUGGACACAAUAGGGUGGAGGAGAGAGAGAGGGAGAGGGAGAGAGAGAGAGAGAGAGGGCGGCAGAGGCUGCUGCAGCACCCUGCCACUGUUGAUUUAAAAUAUGGCCAUCUCUGUUGUUGUUCUGUUGGAAGAGGGUGCUUAAUGUGCUGCUGUCAUGGCAACUGCGGUCACAAUGCUGGCGCCCAUUUCUUGAGGACCACUCCUCCCCUCGCCCGGCCGCCCGCUGCAGCGCCCUCAGCACACACCCGCGCCGUCACGACUGCUCCCGAUGCUAUUUUUGGCUCCUCUUAACUAUUUCUGUUGCGUGUUGUUUUGUUUUUGUACAUUUUGUGUUCUCGUUUUGUUUGUUUUUCCUUCCAACCUCUGCCGCCUUUUCACUUAAGUAGCUUGAGUGUUAUUGAGGCUCACUGAGCUGAGUCUUUGAGGGUCGUUUUUUGUUGCCAGCUUGGCUUUAGAGCAGGGUUUAUUCUCGCCCACCACUUCCCGAGGCCCCAGGUGUGCGGCUGGGCUGAGCAGCUGUGAGCGCAGCUGUCUGCUGUGGAUGAGAGGGGGGGCAGGUCUGAGAGGGGGGGGGGGGGGGCAGGUCUGCCGCCUCUCAGGCUCCCACCAGCUGCAGCUCAGGAGCAGGUAGCAGUGUAGGGCCACCCCCCCCCCCCGGGCCGCAGACGGGAGGGCGAGUAAUGUAAAGGAGAAUGCCACUCAAUGGAUGACCUAGCAUUUUGUUUAUCUGUACGCUCGGCAACAGAGUAUUAGUAAGCUUAACCCGUGACACGGAUAAACAUCUUUGCCAAUAACUAGAAAAACUGUGCAUUUAGAAAAGGAUCAUCUGAAUAUAAAGACAACUCUUGUAUUUGUUGUAAUGAUUCUGUUAAACACGACCACAAGCACAGUGGCUUUUUCAAAGUAGAGUAUUGCAUCACUGUGGUGUUACAUUUUAGAAGGGUAGAGAUGACCUUGUAUAUCACUAAUUGUAGCAGACAGUAUGGACUUUAUAUGAAUAGAAGAUAAAGUUGAAAAUAACAUAAGCGAAUCAUGGCAAUUGGUGGUAUUCUCCUUUUUUAAUGUUGGACAGGAAGGAAGCGAGCCAGGAGCUUUUUUUGUCUUGUGGAGGCACAGGGACUGCAGGUCAGGUCCAUGGGGCUGGGCCUCAGGGUGCUCCGUUUGAGGUCUGUGAUUGUAAAACACACACACACACACACACACACACACACACACACACACUUACACUUGUCUGUAUACUGUAUAUAUGCAGCAACAAACUAUUAUUUUUCAUUUCGUAAUGCUUCAUUCAUUUUCAUGCAACAGCUUUUAACUUAACAAACACAGACACGGAGGUGCAGAUUACUGUGACCCUCAAAAGUCAAACUUGGUCCCACAACUCUUCCCCUGCUUUAUCAAGAGCACCAACAUUUUUCAGCUAACUCGCCUUUAUCAAGGUGGUCUCUAAGGUUUAUUUUUUCUUGUUCUAAGCCAUAGUCAUGCUCGUAAGAACUACAAAUCCCAUGACUUGUAGGCUCUAGGGGAUGUCAACAUAAAGUACAGUGUUGCCAUGGAUGCAGUGAGUUAUGCUGUGAACUACAGGUUAAGAUGUACUUUAAUUUGUACAUAUAUUUGUUCACAUGGUGACAAAUUGGCCAUAUUUAAGUAUUGGUUACUAGGAUACCAGUUUAGCUAGCCUUUUACCGACUUCGGUAGUUCAUCUAAUUUUUCAAACUGGUUAUUCAAAAUCCUGUAGACCCAAAUUACAUUAAACCAAUAUUUCUGAAAACAGUUUGAUUUAUAAAUAUCAAAAGUCCAUCUACGGUUAACAUCCUUCAACUAUCCCUCCCUAUCAAAAUAGCUGCAGGUGUUUUUGGUUUUUCGAUUGCACCUCCACAUAUAUGUACAAAAGUACACUUAUAAGCUUAUACUUUACGUAUUCACACUUAUAACAACUUUUAGGAGCAUAGAAUCUACUGACCCUCUGUGUGUGUGUGUGUGUGUGUGUGUGUGUGUGUGUGUGUGUGUGUGUGUGUGUGUGUGUGUGUG
Messenger RNA from Trematomus bernacchii (emerald rockcod), 3542 nucleotides. It is a transcript of the gene mosmoa, whose product is annotated as modulator of smoothened a. NCBI's taxonomy places the organism in Eukaryota, Metazoa, Chordata, Actinopteri, Perciformes, Nototheniidae. The transcript has 3 exons. The coding region runs from base 814 to 1317 and encodes 167 amino acids. Gene Ontology annotation, cellular component: ciliary membrane; Golgi apparatus. Gene Ontology annotation, biological process: negative regulation of smoothened signaling pathway. The record is from RefSeq and is a predicted model, not a curated record.